Messenger RNA from Rangifer tarandus platyrhynchus (Svalbard reindeer), 1302 nucleotides. The record is from the annotation of a GenBank genome assembly. Lineage: Eukaryota; Metazoa; Chordata; Mammalia; Artiodactyla; Cervidae.
AUGAGCUGGGCCCAAGCCAUCCUGCUGGCCCGGGGCCUCUCUCGGGGCUGGGGGGGCAUCUGCAGCACUGCCCUCACAGGAGCCCCCUUCUCUCAGGUGCCACCCCAGGCCCCACGGGGCCUCCGCUGCAGUGCAGCCGCCCACAACCCUGACUCGUCGCUGGUCCCACGCCCACCCGAGCCCCCCAGGCGGCCCGUCAAGGCCCUGGCAGUCCACGAGGAGCUGUUUAGGCCGGCGCUGGAUGGAACACGAGACAAGGCGAACUUCGUGCAGGCGGUGCAGAACUUCGCCCAGUACAACGUGCACAAGCGCGGCCACGUGGACUUCAUCUACCUGGCCCUGCGCAAGAUGCGAGAGUACGGCGUCGAGAGGGACCUGUCUGUCUACAACCUGCUCCUUGAUGUCUUCCCCAAGGAGGUCUUCCGGCCUCGCAACAUCUUCCACAGCAUCUUCCUCCACUACCCACGGCAGCAGGAGUGCGGGAUUGCAGUCCUGGAGCAGAUGGAGAACCACGGGGUGAUGCCCAACAACGAGACGGAGUUCCUGCUCAUGCAGAUAUUUGGCCGCAAAAGCUAUCCCAUGCUCAAGCUGGUGCGCAUGAAACUGUGGUUCACCCGCUUCAAGAAUAUCAACCCUUUCCCCGUGCCCCGGGACCUGCCCCAGGACCCUGUAGACCUGGCCAGUUUGGCCCUGCGGCACAUGGAGCCUGAUCUCAGCGCCAGGGUCACCACCUACCAGAUGCCUUUGCCGAAAGACUCCCCUGACACAAUGGAUCCUACAGAGACCCAUAUCGUAGGGAUCCAGAGUCCUGAGCAGCAGAGCGCCCUGGCCCGCCACGACCCAGCCCGCCCAAUCUUCGUUGAGGGCCCCUUCUCCCUGUGGCUUCGAGACAAAUGUGUCUACUACCACAUCCUCAGAGCUGACUUGCUGCCCCCUGAGGAACGGGAAGUGGAGGAGAUUCCAGAGGAGUGGAACCUCUACUACCCGAUGCAGCUAGACCUGGCCUACGGGAGGAGCGGCUGGGAUGACUACGAGUUUGACAUUGAUGAAGUGGAGGAAGGGCCUGUCUUUGCCAUAUGCGUGGCGGGUGCCCAUGACCAGGCCACGCUGGCCAAGUGGAUCCAGGGCCUUCAGGAGACCAACCCAGCCCUGGCCCGGAUCCCGGUGGUCUUCCGCCUGUCAGGGUCCUCCGGGGAGCUCCUGGCAUCCUCCUCAGAGCUGGAGGAGCCACCCCCGCCCCCACCCGAGGGCCAGGAAGAAGAAGAAGACAGUCAGCAGCGACAACAGAAGGGCCAGAGCUGA